Acipenser ruthenus (sterlet) is the source of this 6266-nucleotide messenger RNA. RefSeq names its product peroxisome proliferator-activated receptor delta-like. Lineage: Eukaryota; Metazoa; Chordata; Actinopteri; Acipenseriformes; Acipenseridae. The record is from RefSeq and is a predicted model, not a curated record. Gene Ontology annotation, cellular component: nucleus. Gene Ontology annotation, biological process: hormone-mediated signaling pathway; negative regulation of inflammatory response; negative regulation of transcription by RNA polymerase II. Gene Ontology annotation, molecular function: RNA polymerase II cis-regulatory region sequence-specific DNA binding; nuclear receptor activity; zinc ion binding. The transcript is spliced from 8 exons. Bases 891 to 2618 code for a protein of 575 amino acids.
AUGACAGGCAGAGAGAUGCCAGUUCAGUUGAUGCACGCACUUUCUUUUUUUUUGCCUGCAGAGAACUUCAGAAAACAAAUAUGCAAACAUCCGAGAUCAAUACAGAGCGGGGCUCUUCCGGUACCCUGUUAGUACUUCCGAGAAUGGAUACGCGCUGCUUUUAAAUGGACAGUCGGCAAGGAUUUAAAUCCACGUCCACACACACCCUUUCACAUUUAUGCUCCAAGUUGCACCUUGACCUGAGAUCAGCGAAUGCUCAACUUUUGAUUGUCUCUAGAAAUCAUUUAAAAUUCGCGAUUCCUGUUCAAAAAUACGUGGGUUGUAUUGCUAGAAUUGAACCGUGGCUGUGAAACUAAAGGAGGCUUACGAAUGGGUGUAUUAUCUGUACAUCGUUUCAAAUACAUACAGCGCCCUUUAAAUUAAGAUAUUGACGCGCAAUAAGAUCCAACGUAACCUCCCCUCCCCUCACGACGUCACGCCGUACGUGCGCGUCACCUCUGACAGCGACAGCGGAGAUCCUGACAGGGAGGCAGCGGGCAGAGGAAAACAAAACUUCAGGAUGGAAGUUUGUUCUGAAUUCAAACAGGACGCAUAAAAUAUACACACGAGUCCGUCUGUGGUAAAAAAUAAACACCGGACACAGCCACGCAAAGAGAACGGCGACGUGAAUCUCUUUCACAGCAGCCGGGGGACGGGGAAGAGAAAGCGAGUCGGAGGAGUGCUUUAAAAAAGUGAAAAGAUGAACCGCGUUCUCCCGGAGCGCCGGUGUUUGUGAUUCCCAAGAAAAAGAACAAGGAGCGAAAAUUACUCCCCAAGUAACCAGAGAACGAGGGAGGAGAUUGAAGCGCUAUGAAGACGGCCGGUCAGUGAUAGCGAGAGGACGCGCUGCCAUGGAACGGCUGCAGGACGGAGUUUCGGGAAUCGGCACUAAGGAUCGGGGGUUAGGGUUCGAGCCUCAGCCAGGAGGAGGAGGAGGAGGAGGAGGAGGAGGAGGAGAAGUGGUUGCGCUCCAGGAGAUCCACCUCAAUAACGGGGAGUCACUGCCCUGGAAUGGGGAGUCCACAGUGGCAGGCAGCCCUGAGAAAACAUUGCUCACUACUGGAGCCGGGCUGGAGGAGGGCGCAAUACAAGGAGAGGUUUAUAUCCAGGAGGGAGGCGGGACCGAGGUUGUCUGCGACGAGACAGUGUUGGAGAUCUAUACCCUGGAGGUAGCAGAAACACCUGACGUUAUUUCACAAGAUGCAGGAUCUGAGCCCAGCUCUGACGGGACAGUGCAUGCAGAGAUCAGCGGGUCUCCACACCGGACAGCCAAUGGGACAGCUUGGGAACUGAGCCCAGGGCUGGAGGAGGACGGGUCAGAACCCAACAACAAUAACUACGGAACCACAGAACCAGAGAGCCCGGCGCCGUCCAGCAGCUACACAGAUCUGUCUCAGACCUCGUCUCCGUCGCUGUGUGAUCAGCUGAAGCUGGGCCGCGAGGAGCCGCCUGGCCCCGGGCUCAACGUUGAGUGUCGGAUCUGCGGGGACAAGGCCUCCGGUUUCCACUAUGGGGUGCACGCCUGCGAGGGCUGCAAGGGUUUUUUCCGGCGGACGAUUCGUAUGAAGCUGGAGUACGAGCGCUGCGAGCGGACCUGUAAGAUCCAGAAGAAGAGCCGCAACAAGUGCCAGUACUGCCGCUUCCAGAAGUGCCUCGCGCUGGGCAUGUCCCACGACGCGAUCCGGUACGGCCGCAUGCCGGAAGCAGAAAAGAGGAAGCUGGUGGCCGGACUGCUGGCUGGGGAAACGAGCGUCCAGAACCCGGGGGGCUCGGACCUCAAGUCACUGGCCAAACACGUCUACAACGCCUACCUGAAGAACCUGAACAUGACCAAGAAGAAAGCGCGCAGCAUCCUGACCGGCAGGACCAGCACCAACCCGCCCUUUGUGGUCCACGACAUGGACACGCUGUGGCAGGCUGAGAACGGGGUGGUGUGGAACCAGCUGAUCCACGGGGCGCCCCCCACCAAGGAGAUCGGGGUGCACGUGUUCUACCGCUGCCAGUGCACCACGGUGGAGACGGUGAGAGAGCUCACUGAGUUUGCCAAGAGCAUCCCGGGCUUCGUGGGGCUCUACCUCAACGACCAGGUGACGCUGCUCAAGUACGGCGUGCACGAGGCCAUCUUCUGCAUGCUGCCCUCCCUCAUGAACAAGGAUGGGCUGCUGGUGGCCAAUGGCAAGGGCUUCGUGACGAGGGAGUUCCUGCGCAGCCUGCGCCGGCCGUUCAACGAGAUCAUGGAGCCCAAGUUCGAGUUCGCCGUUAAGUUCAACGCGCUGGAGCUCGACGACAGCGACCUGGCUCUCUUCGUGGCUGCCAUCAUCCUCUGUGGCGACCGACCUGGCCUGAUGAAUGUGAGGCAGGUGGAGGAGAUCCAGGAUAACAUCUUGCAGGCUCUUAACCUGCACCUGCAGGCUCACCACCCCGACUCGCUGUACCUCUUCCCCAAGCUGCUGCAGAAGAUGGCCGACCUGCGACAGCUAGUGACUGAGAACGCACAGCUCGUUCAGAAAAUCAAAAAGACAGAGUCCGAGACCUCACUACACCCGCUCCUGCAGGAGAUCUACAAAGAUAUGUACUAGAAGAGCAAACAGAAGACAAUCACAAACACAAAUAUAGAAGUGUGUGUAUAUAUAUAUAUAUAAUAUAUAAUAUAUAAUAUAUAAUAUAUAAUAUAUAUAUAUAUAUAUAUAUAUAUAUAUAUAUGUAUGGAUACAGCCGUUACAUUGAAACAUCCCAAACCGUCAAACAGCAAGUAAGAGGUGCAGAUUCACUGCUGCUGCGACAGAAUACUUUUAUAAUUAUUAUUAUUAUUAUUAUUAUUAUUAUUAUUAUAUUAUUAUUGUUAUUAUUAUUUUUUAACCAAUAGGGUUUAGGCGUUAAAUUGAGUCCAAUCUAGCACAGCAAAAGUGUCCUGAUGUCCUCCAAGCUAAACAAAACAAAAUGCUGUGGGGUAGUUUGGGCAUUUCAGUCAUUUCAGGCCUGGUUUUAAUACAUCUAGAAAUGUGUUCUUAAAGGUUUUGAAGAUUAUUAGCAAGGAGAGUUUAUUACAGUAUCUGUGUAAAGCUCCUGCUGCCCUGUAAUUAUAAGGUCAUUAUAAUGCCUUCAUUACAUGGCUGUAUCCCUAUAGUUCAACAUUCUCUAUAAAAGAACUCCCUUUAUAACACGUAUAUAGAUGCAUUUAUCACUGUUUGGGACUAUGUAAUGGUACAUGAAUGCGCCAGGAUUGAUACCUGCCCCAUUAGACGGUGGAACCCCUCUCUAUCGCAGCCUCUGAAUUUAAGGGGGCUCCCUCUGUUCCGCCACAACUCCAAAUGGAAAGAGACUGGCGGAGAGUGGUUGGUAAUGGCAAGUCGGUCUUUAUGAAGAACUUACUGUAACGGGCUCUGUCGGUCCAUUCCAACCAGAUCCUUAAUGACUUCAGAAUUGCAUACCUAGGUUCUAUUAAAUAAGGAGUGCCCUGCUUGGAGCAGGGCUCAGGAAUGCUCAGUUGAAUAUUAAGAACAUGAUUGGAACAAGGUCCUGUGUUGGAAUGGAUUGAUAAAGAGUUUUUCUGUCCGGUUUCUCUUAUGACAGGCUGAACGGUCCACCCCCUCAGCACUGGUGCAAGACGGUUUAGAAGCACAGAUACUGCGGUUUAGUCCGAGUUUACUUCUGAGUCAUUGGUUUACUGUUUUUUUGUUUUUUUUUGUAUUUAGUUGUUUUCAGCACAGGGUGUUUGGAAGUGGGUUCUCAAAGGCCAAAGAAUUGGUCUCCUUUCAAGGCCGUCUGGGGCUGCCGUGCACUAGGGACCUGGGAUCAAGCCGUGGCAUUUCAGAGGACUUGUGUGUAGGAAAUGAGCACACACCUGUGAUUGUGUUACGUUUCCAUUUGCAUUCCCACUCUGCUCCUGCCUUUAGGUCUUCCGGAUCAGCUUUGCGUUUGCUGGUUUCUUCCCCUCUCCAGAAGCCCUCGCUCGCUUCUUCCAAUGAACAGUGCAGCCUAGUGGAAACCGGGGUACCGAAUUUCUGAAAACAUGAGGAACAAAAAAGUUCCAAUAAACUGUAACGAAGCUUAAGACAGAUUAUGAACUGACAAGACAGUAGAAUAACAUUUAGGUUUGUAAAUUGUUAAAGAAAGUGAUAUUUAUACAGUCCUUGCUGAUCAGCAGGCUAAAUAUGUCAUGCAUCUGUGCUUAGCCAAUGACUUUGAACCAGGACGAAACCUCAAAUUCAGUAUCUGACCAAAGUUACUGAAACAGAACCUCAGCAUGUCUAAACGGAUGCAUAACACAGUUUUGUUUUAAUGCCAAACUAUAAUGAGAUAAGACAGAGCUAAGAAGUAGCAGUAUUACAUCUGCUGUCUCUGACACUACCUGGCAGUGUUUUUUCAUUUGAGGUAAAAGGAAAAUUGAACAGGGGAAAAAUAAAGUAAGACUGACUAACUAACUAACUAAGCCCAGAUCAUUGGCAAUCAAGGGCAGUCAGGUGACACACGUGUGUCGUGAAUUGUCAAAAUGUAUUACUUUUUUUAGUUUUUUGUUUUAACACUGCAAUGUACAAAGAAACUACUGCAUAUGGCAGGAAGAACAAAGUUACAAUCAAUUCAUUGGUAAAACUUUACUGCUUUACUCCCUUAAAUGUUACCUCUACAUUUCUGCUACCCUGGCCCAGAUUUAUGACAAAAUAACAUAGUCAUGUUGUAUUGUUUUAAAUACACAGAUUUGUCUUAAAUAUACAGUAAGUAUAUUUAAUGGUAUGCUAUUUUUGUAUGUGUAGUAAAUAACAAUGUAGGUUUGUGUUACAGUCUGUAGCAAGUUUACUGUGUGCAUGUGUGUGCAGGGGAGAAUACCUAGCUAGACGUGUGUUAUAAAGUACAUACAAACGAAGCAGAAUUCCUGCUUCGCUAGCAGUACUGAUUACAACACUGAGCCUUGUAGCAUGCACGGUCCAAGGGGUAACUAAACUAGCACGAGAAAGCAUCUACUGAAAGUCAACUGCAUGAAGAUAAUCGACUCUUGAGGGAUUCACAGAGUUUCACUUCGGCUGCUGGAUUGAAUAUAUGUAUUAUUAUUAUUAUCAGGGACGCUGCUUACAAUGUGUCUGUGGAAACCGGAUCUUGUCUAAUAAAGGAGCACUGUGCAUGGAAAAUGUGUAACCACAUUGAUACAUGUAGAAACCUUUUUAUGCCUGUGUAGACAAUGGGUUUUAUGAUGCUGUUACUAUCAAGCUCUGUUGUAACCCCUGCUCACAGCAGCCGCAGUACAAUGUCAAAGGAUACCUUCUGUAGUGGUAGCUGCACACUGUACUACACAGGCCAGCUGAGGUAAAGAGAAGGGAAGCAGUUGGGUGAAUUAGAAUCGUGGAGAAGCACUGUGUUAGCACAGGUCUGGCUUUGAGCAAGGACUGAGUGUGGAACAGUAAUAUAGUCCUAUGCUGAACAAGAUUGCUGCAGCACUGUGCAGUUUCCACUCUCUUUGCAUUGUACUUGGUGCCAUGCAAUGUGAUAUCAAACAUCCUCCUUGCAUGCAUUCAUAUUAUCCUAAAAUAUUAGUUUUCCCCCAUGGAAAUUGAAUUUGCAGAAUGUUACUCCUCAUCCCUCUAGAAUGAAAAGGCCGUGGACAGUUGGAAGAAAUUGGCUUCUCGUUCCUUUUCCUCGGUUGAUGCAUAAAAUUGCAGCUGGUUUUCUGUACUGUCUUCCUAUGUCUACUUUUUGCACCCACAGAGUCGUAGAUGGAUUUAAGACUCCACCUCCAACAGCUGGUGCCAUUCCAGGUUUUGCUGUGCAUCAUGGGAGAGCUUUGAGCUUGUUACCUGUAUAAUGUGGCAAAUUUGACUCAAUGGAGUGGAUCAGACUGCUAUGCAAUGGGAGUCUUAUUUCCAUCCACGAGUGAAUAAGACACUGAAACUAGUAACGGUUUUAAAAAAAUAUACAUUUAGCAUGCUACAGUAACCUGACCAAUAGAGAGACAGGCUUCCAUGGGCAAUCAUUAGAACAGUCAUCCCAUUUAUUUUACAAAUGAAACUGCAAUGUGAGCCUUCUUCAUGUGAGAGCGGGUGAUGAAGAGAAAGGACAGUGUAGGAGAUCUCAGAAUCAGUACCACGCUUUGAAACUGCUCUUGUGGUUUGCUUUUCUUUUUUUUAAUAAUAAUGAUUAUAAUAAUGUAAAUAUGAAGUGUUAAUUGAGCAAAUGUACACACUCCAUAAAACUGAGAACUAGAUAUUUUAAUUAAAAAAUCAACCUGAAUUUUA